AUGACAAAAGGAGGAGAGGAAUUGAGAUGGACAACCAGAGUUUUUUCUGAAUUAAAUAGGACAGUGCUACAAGAGAGACAAUGGAAUGGUCUGGAUUAUCAAGUGGUUACAAUUUGUUUGGUGAUUUUGAUUUGUGGACUGGGCAUUAUUGGCAACAUUAUGGUGGUUUUAGUAGUUCUAAGGACUAAACAUAUGAGAACACCCACUAAUUGUUAUCUUGUGAGCCUCGCUAUUGCAGACCUAAUGGUCUUGGUAGCUGCAGGACUCCCAAACAUUACUGAUAGUGUUUAUGGCUCCUGGGUUUAUGGAUAUAUUGGAUGCCUCUGCAUUACUUACCUUCAGUAUUUAGGCAUUAAUGCUUCUUCUUGUUCUAUCACUGCAUUCACAAUUGAAAGGUAUUUAGCAAUAUGCCACCCAAUCAAAGCUCAGUUUUUGUGUACAAUAUCCAGAGCCAAAAAGAUCAUUGUAUUUGUUUGGACUUUUACAUCGCUUUAUUGUAUGAUGUGGUUUUUCUUACUUGACUUGAACACAACUAUAUACAAAGACGCUACUGUUGUGAACUGUGGUUACAAGGUACCUAGAAGUUACUACUCACCUAUCUAUUUGAUAGAUUUUGGUGUAUUUUAUGCUGUACCAAUGACACUGGCAACAGUCCUAUAUGGACUGAUUGCAAGAAUUCUGUUCUUAAAUCCUAUUCCAUCAGACCCAAAGGACAACUCAAAGACCUGGAGAAACAAUUCUACACAUCAGAACAAGGCAUACAACUCAAAGAUGUCCAGCAGAUGUUCGAAUAGUACGAUAUCAUCUAGGAGACAGGUUACAAAGAUGCUGGCGGUAGUGGUGAUUCUUUUUGCAUUCCUUUGGAUGCCCUACCGAACACUGGUUGUUGUGAAUUCUUUCCUUUCCCACCCCUAUAUUGAAAAUUGGUUCCUACUUUUCUGUAGAAUGUGUGUUUACUUAAAUAGUGCAAUUAAUCCUGUCAUUUAUAAUCUUAUGUCUCAAAAAUUCAGAGCUGCUUUCCAAAAACUCUGCAAGUGCAAGAAGAAGCGUUCAGAAAAGCCUGCCAACUAUGGUGUGGUACUUAACUACAGUGUUAUCAAAGAAUCCUCCAAUGGGGGAAGCCCUGAUCAUUUUAGCACUGAGCUUGAGGAUAUUACUGUGACAGAUACAUAUUUGUCUGCAGCAAAAAUGUCCUUUGAUGAUACGUGUUUACCAUCUGAUGCAGUGUUCAGUAGAACAUAG
Bombina bombina (fire-bellied toad) is the source of this 1242-nucleotide messenger RNA. RefSeq names its product thyrotropin releasing hormone receptor (gene TRHR). NCBI's taxonomy places the organism in Eukaryota, Metazoa, Chordata, Amphibia, Anura, Bombinatoridae. Gene Ontology annotation, biological process: phospholipase C-activating G protein-coupled receptor signaling pathway. The record is from RefSeq and is a predicted model, not a curated record. Gene Ontology annotation, cellular component: membrane. Gene Ontology annotation, molecular function: thyrotropin-releasing hormone receptor activity.